GGUAUGUGCAUAUGCGCGCAAAAAACUGCAUUGAGUCACGUGAUAGUGGAUAUUGUGACGUCAGAUGAAUGACGCCGAGAUGGCGGCUGCUGGAGGAGAGCCCUCUGCCCAGAGUGGUCCGGAUGAUUUGUUCAAUCAUUUCUACACAGAGGUAAAGCAGAUAGAGAAAAGAGACUCUGUGCUAACCUCGAAGCAGCAAAUAGACAGGCUGCUCAGACCUGGGUCGUCCUACUUCAAUUUAAACCCCUUUGAGGUGUUACAAAUCGAUCCAGAGGCAACAGAUGAGGAGUUGAAGAAGAGAUUCCGAGCGUUGUCCAUCUUGGUCCAUCCAGACAAGAACCAGGAUGAUCCAGACAGAGCACAACUAGCCUUUGAAGCUGUGGACAAGGCAUACAAAAACCUGCUGGAACCAGAACAGAAGAAGAGGGCAGUUGAUGUAAUCCAAGCAGGAAGGGAAUAUGUUGAGCAUAAUAUGAAAGAGAAGAAGAAACAGCUGAAGAAGGAUGGAAAGCCUCAAUUCGUGGAGGAGGAUGACCCAGAAAUGUUCAGACAGGCGGUGUACAAGCAGACUAUGAAGUUGUUUGCAGAGCUUGAAAUCAAGAGGAAGGAGAGGGAAGCCAAGGACAUGCAUGAACGGAAAAGGGCAAGAGAGGAAGAGAUUGAGACGGCAGAGAAAGCGAAGCGAGAGAGGGAAUGGCAGAAGAACUUUGAGGAAACAAGGGAUGGCCGAGUGGAUAGUUGGAGGAGUUUCCAGGCAGGCAAAGGCAAAGCUAAAAAAGAGAAGAAACCCCGGUCGUUCUUGAAGCCUCCUAAAGUCAAGAUGGAGCAGAGAGAGUGACAUCUGUUGAGGUGUGAUGGUUAAGGAUUCUACCCAAAGUGUGCACUUGCACACUCCACAUCAUGUUUAAAAGCAUUGGCCGAAGAGAGUUUCCACCAUUGUACAAAUCCAUGCGAGGAAGUCUGGAAGUGCACACUUGGGAAGAAGGGUGGAAAAUUGAGACUCGACCCAUUAUUCUUACUUACUCUUGACAGUGCAUCCACUGUCCUGAGAAAUGUACUUUUGUGCUUGUUUUUUAAUGUAUAUAAUUGUGACGUGCAACCUCCAUGAGAGCAUCACACUGACUGGCCUCAAUUAAAGUAGGAAAGAUGACAGGAAAUCUUCCAUUUCUGUAACCACCUUAGUUUGCUUGUAUUUUUUUAUAUACCUUUAAAUAAAAGCUUGUUUGUAACAA
Messenger RNA from Oncorhynchus gorbuscha (pink salmon), 1232 nucleotides. RefSeq names its product dnaJ homolog subfamily C member 8-like. Gene Ontology annotation, cellular component: nucleus. NCBI's taxonomy places the organism in Eukaryota, Metazoa, Chordata, Actinopteri, Salmoniformes, Salmonidae. The record is from RefSeq and is a predicted model, not a curated record. The transcript is spliced from 9 exons. The coding region runs from base 65 to 838 and encodes 257 amino acids.